AUCAUCAUGUUAUAAUGCACCAAUUACUCCCGCUUGCGAUACGAAGGGUUUUGCCUAGACCUCUUACUCUUGUUUUGCUUGAGUUAAGUGCAAUCUUUAGACGGUUGUGCGGUAAGAAAGAAUCUGAAGCAUCAUUCAAGCAUUUGGAAUAUAGAAUUGCAUUGACCGUAUGUUAUUUGGAGAAAAUGCUCCCUCCUUCAUUCUUUGAUAUAACGGUUCACUUACUAGUUCAUCUCGCCCACGAGGCUGCUAUUGCUGGACCAGUCCAAUAUCGAUGGAUGUAUCCCAUUGAAAGGUAUUUACAAACAUUGAAACGAUAUGUUCGAAAUAAAAAUUAUCCGGAAGGAAGCAUUUGCAUAGGAUAUCUUGCAGACGAGGCUUUGGCAUUUUGCUCCAUGUACUUAUCAGACAUUGAGACUCGUCGUACUCGUCGUGGUCGUAAUGCCGAUGUUUCUACCCCUCGUGAAGGCUUGUCAAUCUUUGCAUACUCAGGUCGUUGUGUGGGUAAAGCCACACAAGUAGAUCUUGAAAGAAGUGUAUGGGAGCAAUGUCGCAAAUAUAUUUUGUUCAAUUGCACCGAAGUCUAUCCAUUUCUAGAAAAAAGGAUGGCGGAGUUGCGCAAAAUCCACCGACGAAAAACUGUUCGAGAAGUAGAGAAUUUGAGAAAUAAGGAAUUUCCUACUUGGUUCCAGAACCAUGUGAAUGAUUUGCAUGCAAAAGGCGAUUCUUCCGUAACGGAAGAUUUACGUCGACUUGCUAAUGGUCCUAAUAUGACUGUGAAGCAAUAUAAAACCUGCAUUGUUAAUGGUUGCAGAUUCCGGAUUAAAUCAGUUGAUGACAACCAUAAAAAUCAAAAUUGUGGUGUCUUUGUUUCUGCACAAACUUCAAGUUAUUCUAGUGUGAGGGACAACAAUCCGAUUACCGGUAAUGUCGACUACUAUGGAGUUUUAAAAAAUAUUUACGAAUGUGAUUAUGGUCUUCCUGGAGAGCCCGAAGGUCAUGGAUGUAAAGUGGUGUUAUUUGAUUGUGAUUGGGUCAGCAACUCUGGGAAGAAGCUUGAUAAUUAUGGUUUCACCUUAGUGAAUUUCAAACACUUGGCACACAACAACGAUACAUUUAUAACAGCUUCACAAGCUGUACAAGUGUUUUAUGUUUGUGAUCCAAAAGACAUGGAUUGGAAUGUUGCUGUUAAAUUAAGCCCGAGGGAUUUCUUUGAUGUCAUGGAGAGUGACGAUGGAUCAUCAAGUAUGUCCAACCCAUUAAAUUCAGAUGAUUAUUAUGCCGUACCAAAUCUUGAUGAUCGGGCACUAGACGAUGAAGAAUUACAAGUUAGAACUGAUAUCCGUGGAACCUUUGUUAAUAAGCAGUUACCACUACCAGUUGCUAAUGAUUUUGUAGGUAAUGAGGAAGAGCUUGGGGAUGAUGAUGAGGAAAACGAAGAUGAUGAAAGUGAGGACAGUGAAGAAGAAUUGAAUUAG
This is a messenger RNA of Asparagus officinalis (garden asparagus), 1478 nucleotides long. RefSeq lists its product as uncharacterized. The record is from RefSeq and is a predicted model, not a curated record. The coding region runs from base 15 to 1478 and encodes 487 amino acids. NCBI's taxonomy places the organism in Eukaryota, Viridiplantae, Streptophyta, Magnoliopsida, Asparagales, Asparagaceae. The transcript has 4 exons.